Molecule: messenger RNA, 1032 nt
Organism: Peronospora belbahrii
Lineage: Eukaryota; Oomycota; Peronosporomycetes; Peronosporales; Peronosporaceae
Source: the annotation of a GenBank genome assembly
AUGUCGCUCUUCUCACGUCGGAAAAAUCCUGAUCAAUUGGUAAAGCUGUUGAAGGAUGCACUAGCAGAUCCGUCUGCUCCUGCUAAACCUUCUAAGGAUGGGACGCCCGUUGAAGAAGUUACGAAACGUCUGAGUGAAAUGAAAUUGCUGCUGUAUGGGGAUGGAGAACAGGAGGCAAAGCCAGAGAAAUGUGCGCAAAUGGCCGAGCUACUGAUUGCGAGCGGACUCGUUCCCAGGCUCAUCACGGGGCUGGACAAGCUGCCUUUUGAGGCACGUAAGCAGUUUGCGCAAGUUUAUAACAACCUCAUGCGUCGUGACCUUGGGGGCUUUGUAAGCCACACGGAACGUAAGCCUGAAAUUCUGUCGGCGCUUGUGGCAGGCUAUGAAAAUCCUGAAGUGGCGCUGAAUUGUGGUACUAUGCUGCGUGAGUCAAUUCGCCACGAGAUGCUGGCAGGCAAGAUACUGUACUCUCCUGAUCUUUGGAAGUUCUUUGAUGUGUAUGUGCACCUACCCAACUUUGAAGUCGGCUCGGACGCAUUUGCGACUUUCAAAGAUCUGUUCACGCGCCACAAGACUCUUGCUGCGACAUUCUUUACGUCCAACUUUGACGUUGUGUUUGCAAAGUACAAUAGCCUGCUGAUGUCCGAGAACUAUGUGACCCGACGGCAAUCACUGAAACUACUGGGGGAGAUCCUGCUCGAUCGAUCCAAUUUUGACAUCAUGAUGAAGUAUAUUGGGGAGAAGGAGAAUCUGAAGAUGAUGAUGAACUUGCUACGUGACACAAGUGCAAACAUCCAGUUUGAAGCUUUUCACGUGUUUAAGGUGUUUGUGGCGAAUCCUAAGAAACCAGAAGCGAUCUCUCAGAUCCUUGUGAACAACCGUGAGAAGCUUAUUGCAUAUCUGAAGAAUUUCCAGAACAACAAAGAGGAUCCUCAAUUCAUUGAGGAGAAGGCGUUACUGAUCAGGACACUGGAGGGUUUGAAGGUAGGCGAACCUGCAGCGCAGGUAGUUUCUGCCCCGUUGUCAGAGUGA